This is a messenger RNA of Musa acuminata subsp. malaccensis (wild Malaysian banana), 1495 nucleotides long. Its product is annotated as lysM domain receptor-like kinase 3. Gene Ontology annotation, molecular function: protein kinase activity; ATP binding. The record is from RefSeq and is a predicted model, not a curated record. Gene Ontology annotation, biological process: protein phosphorylation. Lineage: Eukaryota; Viridiplantae; Streptophyta; Magnoliopsida; Zingiberales; Musaceae.
AUAUAAUCGACCUUCCAAAUUCCAUGGUCGCAAUCCCCUGCGAUUUGGGCAGCCGCCAUCGAUGUUCUCCGCCCCAUGUGCAAGACCAAGUCCGCUACCCUCGCCACCGAGCCCAGGCCGCGAACGAGGUCCCGAGCAUCCUCUGCCGCCAUCUCCGCCGUCGCCACCUCAUCCAGUGGCUUCCCCACCGGCUCCAGUAGCGACCCCCGCCUACCCCGUACCGCUGCGGCCGUCCCCUUCAAUUCCUUCCCCUCCUCCGGCUCCAAGGCCUCCUCAUCCUCCGUAUCCAGCCUCACCUCCCUUCGUGAGGCCCUCCCGGAUCCCCCCGUUCUCUACACCUUCUCCGAGCUCUGCUCCGCAACGGGGAACUUCCACUCCAACCGCCUCCCGGCCGCGAAAUCCGGUUGGCGCUGCUCCCUCCGCGGCAAGGACGCCGUCGUCUUCCAGCGACGCUUCCACGGCCCCGACCCAGCCGCCCUGCCCGCCCGCCUCGCCGCCCUCGCCAGGUCCCACCACUCCAGCCUCGUCCACCUCCUCGGCGCCUCUCUUGCCGGCGACCACGUCUACGUCGUCCACGAAUUUGCCCCCGGUGCCAGCCUCACCGACUGCCUCCGCAACCAGAGGAACCCUAAUUUCACGCCGCUGUCCACCUGGAUCUCCAGGAUGCAGGUCGCCUCCGACCUCGCCCAUGGCCUCGAGUACAUCCACCUCCACUCCUCCAUCCACAACCGGCUCAAGAGCUCUUCCGUCCUCGUCACGGAACCCGGCUUCCGUGCAAGAAUUUGCCACUUCGGCGCCGCCGAUCUCGCCGACGAAAUCCCCCCCGCCACCGCCGAAGAGGACGGCAAGGCCGACUCGAUCACCCCGCCGCCGCCGGGGAUCAGGAGGACGGGCAGCCGCCGGAUGCGGAUCGAGGGGUCCAGGGGGUACAUGGCGCCGGAGCUGCUCGCCGGCGGGAGCAUUUCCCGGCGGUCCGACGUGUUCGCCUUCGGGGUCGUCCUCCUGGAGCUCAUCUCCGGCGACGAGCCGCUCAAGUUCAGCAUGGGCAGGGGGGACGGGAGCGAAUUCCAGCGGGUUUCCCUGAUCGACACGGCAAGGGAGGUGAUCGGUGCGGAGGAGGAGGGGGAACGGCGAGGGAGGAUGAGGCAGUGGGUGGACCGGAGGCUGCGAGACUCGUACCCGGUGGAGACGGCGGAGGCGCUGAUCCAGGUGGCUCUGCAGUGCGUGGAGGCGGAGGCGGCGGCGCGGCCGGACAUGACGUGGGUGGCCGGGAGGGUGUCGAAGCUCUUUCUAGAUUCGGAGGCGUGGGCGGAGACGGUGAAGCCCCCGACGGAGUUCUCCGUGUCGAUGGCCCCGCGGUGAGAGUCAGAGGUGACGGGAGUGGCAGGCUGGCAGCGAGUCGGUCCUUCUUUUUUUUUCUUUUUGCCUCUUAUUUAAUUUCAGAUUCCAUCGACUCGUUAUAUAUGUUUUUUUGUUGGCUAACACAAAUUGAUUA